UACUACCAUCACCACUAUGUGGUCCUUCGCCAGUUUGCCACGGUUCCACCGAACCCGUCUGAGGCCGACUAUCAUGGCCCCUACAACAAGCUUCUCUAGACCCUCUUUCCUCCAGACAGCGACUUUGUGGUUGUGCCACAGUACCUCGAACAGGAUUCUCGAAACCAGACCGACUUCGUGUUCAUGUUUGAGAUUCAACUGCUGAACAGGCCAGUCCUCAUCCUAGAGUUGAAAUCUCCAAGCCAUCUGCGCAUGCAGUCUAAGCGCGAGAAGGCGGAUGAUCAAAUUAGAUCGCGCAUGUUCGACGUGGUCGGAGACUGUCCACUCAACACACUGCAUGCCAUCAGCGCGAUGGGCACGAAGUUGUGCUUCUACACCCUCAACACACAGGACCCCGCCGCGACGAUUAACCCUCCCGCAGUUCAACGCCAUGCUACAAGGGUGAACGAGACUAUACCGGCGAACCGUUGGGCCGAUGACAUCUUGGAAGAUGCGGGAGAGCAGCGAUUUCGCGCGAUUGUGGAAGAGAUCAAAGUAGGAUGUGCUGCUCUGGAUGUUUGAUUCAGCAGAAUGCCUCCGGACAAUAUGCAGCGGGCGAUUAUUGACUGACUCCCUUCAAGGCUGAGUUACGGGAAACAGAGCGCCGUCCGCCUCAAAGGCAUAUACAUACGUCGCACGAACAAAACGAAGCGUCGCCUCAGGUGUGGAAGUCGCAGCGGCCUCCUGUGGCGGGCGGGCGACGCGUGGUGUGACUAAUCGCAAGUCUUAACAAAUCUCCCCUGCUCACGGUGUUCUUUCUGUCUUGGGUUUCCUGUUGACUGCUCGUUCGGAC
This is a messenger RNA of Laetiporus sulphureus 93-53, 832 nucleotides long. RefSeq lists its product as uncharacterized. The record is from RefSeq and is a predicted model, not a curated record. The coding region runs from base 184 to 561 and encodes 125 amino acids. Lineage: Eukaryota; Fungi; Basidiomycota; Agaricomycetes; Polyporales; Laetiporaceae. The transcript is spliced from 2 exons.